Paralichthys olivaceus (Japanese flounder) is the source of this 1571-nucleotide messenger RNA. RefSeq names its product speedy/RINGO cell cycle regulator family member A (gene spdya). NCBI's taxonomy places the organism in Eukaryota, Metazoa, Chordata, Actinopteri, Pleuronectiformes, Paralichthyidae. Gene Ontology annotation, biological process: positive regulation of cyclin-dependent protein serine/threonine kinase activity. The record is from RefSeq and is a predicted model, not a curated record. Gene Ontology annotation, molecular function: protein kinase binding.
GUGUGGAGGUGAUGGGUGCUUUCUUUCCUCCCGCCCAUUAAAACCUGUGAAUGGUGAUGUUCCUGUUCGCUGCUGUCACGGACCGAGUUCUCCUCAGUGUCUAACAGUGUCCGGAGUUAGUUCACUCUUCAAUCUGUCAGGUUGGAUCGGUUUAGUUGCUGGUUUCUGUCUCAGCUUCAGCCGCUGGAGUUUAAAACGAGCUCCGCGGAUGUGAGGACGUGUUUGAGAACAGACCUCAUUCCUCCUCUUCCUCCGCUGAUCUACACUGCAGUGCCAUGAAGCACACACACAGGUGGUGCCAGACCCCUCCAUCAGUGACCGUCCGGGUCAAACCCAACAGCGCUCACGCUAUCCAAAUCAGAAGAGGCCUUCGGUUGAAAAGAGGCAAUGGCCAAGACGUCCAGGGCGCCUCAGGGAAGUGCACGCCGAGCCAGCAGCAGGAUGAGGCCCGUAACGCCAUAAUGACCUUCACCCCAACCAUUGUCAUCCAGCGUCAGGAAAUGGUGUCAUACUUCAGACUUUUUGAUGAUGACCUCAUACAAGACUUCCUGUGGACCGACUGCUGCCGCAAACUGACAGACAAGUACCUUCUAGCCAUGACCUUCGUGUACUUCAAAAGGGCCCGCUUCACUAUUGCCGAGUACACCAGAAAGAAUUUUUUCAUCGCACUGUAUCUUGCCAACACCAUGGAGGAGGACGAGGAAGAGAGCAAGUACGAUAUUUUUCCAUGGGCGCUGGGCAAGAACUGGAGGAAGCAGUUUCCCCGCUUCCUCAAGCAGCGAGACAAGCUGUGGGUUCGCAUCGAGUACAGAGCGGCUGUCAGCAGGCGCUGCUGUGAAGAGGUGAUGGCCAUUGUGCCAGCUAACUUUGUGUGGCAGCGGGAGAGAUCAGAGCACCACAGCGGAGCCCAGCGACAGUACAUUGACAGAGACCACAUCCGUAUCCCCCGUGGGCCCUCCGCCUCCCCAGUCACCUGUGUCCUCUGUCAGCACAGCACCAGGUUAGACCAGGACCUGGGCUCCCCCCGUCCCAACAGAGGUUCUUCUGCACAGAGCCACAACACCGCCUAUCCAAACCCAUUCACGGCCUCGCUGACUUUGGAGACCACCCCGCUCAGGGCUGCAGCCUCUGGAAGGAAGGCAGCAGAGACUAAAAGCCACAUCCAGUCUUCCUGCUGCUGUGCUGAGGGGGUUCCUAGGGAUGAGUUUUCCUGUGGAUCUACCUUCGACACCUCUAUGGACUGGAUCAGUGAGGAGUAGAGCGUCACCACCUUUGCAGUUUUACUACGUCCCUCUUUAUACAGACAAAGCAGUUGUGUGAAUUACCUCCACUCAUCUUAAGCAAAGGCCAGAAUCACAAGUGUAACUUAUGAGUUUGUGUUCACCUCUUCUGCAAACACGGUGCUGAGUUCAUCACAACUGCUCAGAACAAAGUUGACAGUUCAAGUAAUGGUAAGAAUGAGCCAGUGUAAUUCCUCUCAUCAUAUUCUGAUGGAAACCUGUCGUCAGAUUAAUGUCAUAUGCCAAAGAGUAUUAUUGUAAAGUUUUGUUUAACCUGCACUGAGUUCCUGC